CUAAUACAUUGGCCAAGCUGGCACGCGGCCGCGCUGCACCAGCCCACCCCCGCCCCGCCCGUAGCAAUGCAGCACCCGUUCGCGCGCCUCGUGCCCAACGCCUGCCCCGCGCUCCCACCGAUCCACGCCGGAGCCGCUUGCCGGAUCUACCCGUCCGUACACCGGCCCGCGGCGCUCCGCCGGGAUCCGCUCGCCUACGCGCCCGGCCAGCGCGCGUGCCGCCCCUUUGCUGUGUCCGCCCAAUCCGUCAGCGUCCACGCCGGUUUGAGGCUGGAGGAUAAGUUUUUCCAAGUGGAGAUGAAAGUGCGCGACUAUGAACUCGACCAGUACGGUGUUGUCAACAAUGCAGUCUACGCUAGCUACUGCCAACAUGGUCAUCAUGAGCUACUUGAGAGUGUAGGCAUCAGUGCAGAUGCAGUAGCGCGCAGUGGCGAGUCACUAGCCCUCUCUGAGCUGCACCUCAAGUACUUUGCGCCUUUGAGGAGCGGCUAUAAGUUUGUGGUUAAGGUGAGGCUUGCAAGCAUCAAAGGUGUAAGGAUGAUAUUCGAACACUCCAUUGAGAAGCUGCCUAAUCAUGAGAAAAUUUUGGAGGCGAAGGCAACGGCUGUUUGUCUGAACAAAGACUACCGUCCUAUCCGCGUACCUCCCGAAUUAUUAUCCAAGUUGCAGCUCUUCUUAUCCGAGGACAGCAGAGGGUUAAGCAACGAUAUUAAUAAUCGCAAUAACAGCUGCAGCUAAUUUUGGUGGCAAAGAUCACGGCUGUUAUUCUGAACAAAGACUACCAUCCUGUCACCAGAAUUGUUAUCGAAGCUUCAGGUCUUCUCAUCAGAGGACAACAGGGAUUAAGUGACUGCGUUAAUAAUCGCAAUAACAGUUGCUCAGUGCCUUUCUGAUCGCAGCACUGGCAUAGAAGAACUACGGCUCAUCUGUAUUGUACUAAAGUGUAUAAUU
Messenger RNA from Phragmites australis (common reed), 951 nucleotides. Its product is annotated as acyl-acyl carrier protein thioesterase TE3, chloroplastic-like. The transcript is spliced from 5 exons. The coding region runs from base 67 to 738 and encodes 223 amino acids. The record is from RefSeq and is a predicted model, not a curated record. Gene Ontology annotation, cellular component: chloroplast. NCBI's taxonomy places the organism in Eukaryota, Viridiplantae, Streptophyta, Magnoliopsida, Poales, Poaceae. Gene Ontology annotation, molecular function: fatty acyl-[ACP] hydrolase activity.